Molecule: messenger RNA, 1877 nt
Organism: Syzygium oleosum
Lineage: Eukaryota; Viridiplantae; Streptophyta; Magnoliopsida; Myrtales; Myrtaceae
Exons: 3
Coding region: 1091-1714 (207 amino acids)
Molecular function (GO): metal ion binding
Source: RefSeq, a predicted model, not a curated record
GAUUUUACCUACGGGCGUGAAACGGGGGAUCUUUUCAUUGAAUAACUUGAUCGUUGAAUUACCUACAGAAACUUUGUGAGAGGGGUACUGGACAGGCCUACGGUCGAGUGGCCUGGCUUAGUAGCUUGUGAUGACGGUCGUAAUGUCACCAAGCGAUGGCUAAGCUAGUGUAUGAGUUUGGCAGUUGGGGUCAAUUGGCCAGUGUUUUAAAAACUGUGUUGGACAGGGUUGGUUCAACCAGUUUAACUGGGUACUGGUUUCUGAUUCGUUGUAGAAUCUGAUCCGGUUUUUUGACCGAUUCAUUCGGAUAUCAAUUUGCAUGUAUCUGAAUCAAUCAAAUGCCCUAAACAUCACAAUCGCUUCGAGUAGUAAUGAUGAUGAUAAAGCGGAGUUGAUGGCGGAGGCCAUGCCCAUGACGGUAAUGAUUAUCGGCGGCAUUGCCGGUGGUGGCGAUCAUGUGGUGGUGCAACACCACUGAGUGCUGUUCUUCACAAUCCCUUUUUUAUCCCAUAAACAUGCGACGGAUUUCGUUAACGAGUGCUCUGGGGGUUGCGCAAUUUCUUUCUGGCCUUCUCGUGCAUAGUUAAAUGUUCGGUAGCCAUGCCUUUUUAAGGGUUUCGAUGCUGUCCGGAUCUCCCAAUUUCCGGGCCCGACAAAAACUCGUCUGUAUAUAUUAAUUAGCGCGAAAAAAAAAAGAAAGAAAGCCGCAUAUGGAAGCUAUAGAUUGUGUUCACAUAUCGAAUUGGACAAUUAUGUGAUUGCAAGCCAUUGCAGAAUCAUCAUCCAUCAUGUUCUUAUAAAUCGAUUCAUCCGUGCCGGUUCGUGCUAUCUUUAUUUUAUCAAAUAAUGACAAUUCAUGUCGGUAACUUAGAACGGAAUAAGGAAACUGUUCUAAAUAAAGAAACUAAGAUAUUGCGCAGAGCUAUUUAUCAGUGUAUCUUACAGAUUUCCUUACGAGUGGAAGACCCAAAAAGAGCAGCAAUAUUUGAUUUCUCGAAAUAUAAAUUGCUCCAGCGGAAAGCAAUAUCUCGAUAUUCUAGGCAGAGAAAAUCUCAUAUUCUCGACCGGGUGUGUACGGGAAGCGAUUUCAAUGGAGAUUACCAUGAGAGUGAAAGUCCAUUGUUGCGGAUCGUGCCAAAAGAAGGCCAAGACGAUCUUGGAGCAAGCGGAUGGAGUGCAAGCCAUAUGCAUGGACAUAGGCGAAGGCUUGCUGACAGUAGUCACUGGCGAUGUAGAGCCUUUCCUGCUGAUAGAGAUGGUGGAGAAGGAGGUCAGGAAGAGGGUGGAGCUCCGGUCCUUCCAAAGGUACCCCGCGCGUGGUGGUUUAGUAGACGGCGGCGGCGGUAAUGAUGGGCGUCAUGAAGCGAUCAAAGAGGCCGACUUGCGCAGGGCGAGAGAUAGGAAGAAGGCUGCUUGCUGUUGGGUUGACAAAGAAAGGGCAGGGCAUGCCGAUUCUGUCCCCGCGGGCCCGCACUGGCCGGGACGGGGAGGGUGUCAUCCUAUGGCUGGGCCGUGCCAGCAUCAGGGAGAUCCGGGAUGGCCACCUUUCUGGAAUCCGCACGGUCCGCUGCCUCCUCCUGAGUGCUUUGCGUCGCCUUGGUUCCCGCCGCCUUGCCAUUGGUUCUGUCCUAUGCCUCCACCACCGAUGCAGCCGCCUCCGCCACGUUGCCACCACCAUGAAGCGCACCGACCAAAGCACCGAACAAAGCAAUGAUCGGCUACAACAGACAUGUUGAAAUCUACUAGGGUUGCCUAAUAUUCCGUUAUUACAACUCGUUUAGGUUCUUGAAGGACCAGCAAUAAGAUUGGUGAACCACCGAUGCUGAUGAGCCAUGGUUUUGGACAAAUUUUAUCCGACAAUACCUUAUCCAUUUGUC